Molecule: messenger RNA, 624 nt
Organism: Drosophila simulans
Lineage: Eukaryota; Metazoa; Arthropoda; Insecta; Diptera; Drosophilidae
Exons: 2
Coding region: 145-558 (137 amino acids)
Source: RefSeq, a predicted model, not a curated record
GUGGUGUUUUAAAUAAGUUCCCAGUCCAAGAAACCUUCACAGGGCCAACACAAAAAAAUUAUUCUACUCAAUAUAUUGGAUCUAUUUGGAUCGGCACACAAACACUCCUCUUUUGAGACUACGAGUUGUAAACCCAAAUUUUUAAUGGAUAAACAUGAACCUACGUUGCUGCCGUUUAUUAUGGACAUGCUAAGUCGCGAGCCGCAAAUGUGCUCUUCUGUGGACGACUUGGUUGAGAACAUCAAGGACGUUAUGCUCGAGGAGCACGUCAGAGCCUUCGGGAGCCUCAAGCGUGCGGUGGAGUUUGCCCUGGAGUUGGGCGUCAACCUGGGCAUCAUCUCGCUGGCCGCUAGGAAGGUCCGCAUUCCCCCUACUUAUCGCAGAUGUACACACAAGACUAAGGUGCCCGUGAGCAACAGGAUCCCUGUCCGCUUGGGACGCCAGCUGGUCAAGCAGCGGAUGGCGAUGAUCUCGGCAACCAAGCUGGCGGCCAAGAAGCGGUCAGGAGGACGCCUAAAAAGGGCCAAGAAGACUGCUGGGGUAGCGCCAAAGAAGUAACUUGGGGACAAACCAUGGCUAUCUCUGUUCCGUCCAAUAAAUAAUACAAUUGCGAAUGGCUUGCAA